CGAGUUAGGUGCACUUGAUGAGUAAUCAGCGCGCGCGCGGAUCACAGGCCGUGGGAACCCGGCGCGGAGAGUGGGACAUCCUCCACCAUGGCUCCGUUUGAGAAAGCCCAGCACCCCAAGCCUUUCAAACAGAGGAAGAGCUUUGCAACGCGAAAGCAGGAGGUGGCGGGAAUCAGGAGCAAAUUUCCAACCAAAGUGCCGGUGAUUAUAGAAAGAUAUCAUCGUGAAAAAUACCUUCCGCCGUUGGAUAAAACAAAGUUCCUUGUUCCCCAAGAACUCACCAUGACACAGUUUGUCACCAUCAUAAGAAACCGGAUGACGCUCAUGCCAAGCCAGGCUUUCUACCUGCUCAUCAACAAUGCGGGCAUCGCCAGCAUGUCUCUCACUAUGGCACAAGUGUACAAGGACCACAAAGAUGAGGAUGGCUUUCUCUAUAUGACCUAUGCCUCUCAAGAAAUGUUUGGACACUGUGGAAGUGUGUAUCAGCUCUCCAGACGAUGAUCUGAAAUGUUGCAUUGGGAUGAGGGGGUGUUUAAAAACUUUAGGUGAAACACUAUUUAAGAAUGCUUGUACAUAAUAUUGAUUUGUAUAGUUUUAAAAAUUCUGCAUUUUUGUGUGUAAUGGGAGUGUGUUUUAAUUAACAAAGUAAUAAAUUGUAUCUGUCA
Molecule: messenger RNA, 665 nt
Organism: Pangasianodon hypophthalmus (striped catfish)
Lineage: Eukaryota; Metazoa; Chordata; Actinopteri; Siluriformes; Pangasiidae
Gene: map1lc3c
Product: microtubule-associated protein 1 light chain 3 gamma
Exons: 4
Coding region: 88-501 (137 amino acids)
Biological process (GO): autophagosome assembly; cellular response to nitrogen starvation; macroautophagy
Cellular component (GO): cytosol; autophagosome membrane; autophagosome
Molecular function (GO): ubiquitin protein ligase binding
Source: RefSeq, a predicted model, not a curated record